Leptopilina boulardi is the source of this 1810-nucleotide messenger RNA. RefSeq lists its product as uncharacterized. The record is from RefSeq and is a predicted model, not a curated record. Bases 157 to 1800 code for a protein of 547 amino acids. NCBI's taxonomy places the organism in Eukaryota, Metazoa, Arthropoda, Insecta, Hymenoptera, Figitidae. The transcript has 3 exons.
UUAUGAAACACGUGUGUGGAAUCCUUUUGUGUUUUUUGCAUCUUUAGAAAUCUGUGUGUUCAAUUGGGACUGUUAAAUUAUAAUAUCGACUUGAAAAAACUGGAUUUAGAUUGACAAUAAAAUUUUUGAAAGCUAUAAUAUUUAAAUGAACCAAAAAUGGAUGAUAAUGCAGAUUUGAAAGCAAAACGUUAUAAGUUAACGAUGGAUCCAAAUUUUCAGCCAGAACAGAUUUCUGAUAAAACUUUUAACAGAUGGAAAAAUGCAUUUAAAACAACACUCGAAGGAAAAAGUGCUGUUGGACCUAGUCAUGAACAUAAAGAGUUAGUUGAAAAACCUGAACCUAGUAAUCUUAAUUCGGAUGGCUUGAUGUUGUGCGAAAACAACUUUCUUGAGAACGACAAUUUGAGUAUUGAGGAAGUCUUUUGCAGCUCUUCUGACGAUAAUGAUGAUGAUGAUGAUGACAUUGAUUUUCCUGAAAGAAAUUCACAACAUGAAGAACAACAACUUCCUGACCAGAAACCUUCUGAUUGUAAAACGACUUUCAUUGAGGAUGGUGACAAAAUUAUGUUUAAACAAUCUGGAAUAACUGUAAAAGAAGUGGUUGAAAUGGUUGUAGCGUAUAACUUAAGGUUUGGCGAUUCGCAAGAAGCUCGACAAAUGCUAAUAGAAAUGAUAAAAAUUUUUGCAGGUCCAGAAUUUUCAAAUUUUAACAUUUCCAAUUAUUCACUGUCUAAAAUAUUUGACCCACCAUCUGAAAAAAUUAUUUAUCAUUUCUAUUGUCAAAAAUGUACUGACAAGGUUUUGUACAAAUCAUGUAAAAAGGGCAUAAAAGGAAAAAAAGUUUUAUGUGAAACUUGCAAAAUGGAAUAUACAUUAACACUUAGCAAUCCUAACUAUUUCGUAGGGAUAGAUUUAGAAUAUCAGCUGCAAAUGUUUUUAGAAAAUGAAGAGACUGCGAAAUAUUUUAUUCCAAAAAACACAGAUUGUAAUUCAAGCAAAGGUAAUAAGAACUUCAUGCGCGAUAUUGAUGACAGCAUUUUGCAUAAAAGUGCCAUUGAAAAAUAUGCGGCAACAAUCACUUAUUUAAUAAGUACAGAUGGUGCACCUUUAUUUCACAUUUCUAAACGAGGUUUUUGGCCCCUUCAAAUCAUUCUAAAUAAUUUACCCGUUCAUCUGCGAUUUAAAUUUGUUUUACUGGUAGGUCUUAUGAUUGUUAAAAAUGAACCCAAACCAAAUCUAAUGAAUUUGUUUAUAAACGCAUUUAUCGAACAGGCUAAUCAUUUACAUUCAAAAGGGAUGAAAGUCAAAAUUGCACAUCUCGACAGCGAAAUUGAAAUACAUUUUACACCAUCCGGUGCAGUCGCAGACUCGGUCGCUCGCCCUAUUCUUCAAAACAGAUUACAAUUUAAUGGAUAUUUCGGUUGCAGUUUCUGCUGCCAACGAGGAGUAUUUAUUUUUAAAAUUGGGUUGAGGUAUCCUUUCGUAUCUGAAGAACCGGAACUGAGAAGUCAUACUUCUCACAUGAAAGACAUCGCUUGUGCUAAAGAACAAGGCUCUUUUUUUCAAGGAGUUAAGGGCGAGUCAGCUUUUAUUGAUCUUGCAAAUAUAGACAUGGUUUGGAGUUUCUCCCUCGACUAUAUGCACAAUGCGGUUCUUGGAGUAACAGAACAAAUUUGGAAAAAAUGGAUUAAGGAAUUAACAGCUGAACAGCGCAGAGAAAUAGAUAAGUUACUUCUUCUUCAAAAACCACCGCGAGAUUUACACAGAAGUACUGAAAAAAUAUUCUCAAAAAGCAUUUGAAAGGCGACGC